Messenger RNA from Coturnix japonica (Japanese quail), 1606 nucleotides. RefSeq names its product jumonji domain containing 7 (gene JMJD7). The record is from RefSeq and is a predicted model, not a curated record. Lineage: Eukaryota; Metazoa; Chordata; Aves; Galliformes; Phasianidae.
UGGGCGGUGCUUGGCAGGCGGUGCCAUGCGGGGAGGCGGUGCGGCAUGGAGGCAUGGCGGAGGGCGCUGCGCUGCGGGCCGUGCGGGGCUGCCUGGCCGCCUUCCCGCGGGAGGCCCGCGAGCUGGGGUGGAUGGAGUGUGUGCCCUAUCUUGAUAGGCCUCCGUCCCCGCUGGAGUUCUACCGAGAGUGGGUGAGCCCAAAUAAACCCUGCAUCAUCCGGAAUGCCAUUGGCCACUGGCCAGCGCUGCGCAAAUGGACCUUGGAGUAUCUCAGGGAGGUAAUGGGCCACAAAGUAGUGAGCGUGGCAGUAACACCAAAUGGUUACGCAGAUGCAGUGUUCCACGACCGUUUUGUCAUGCCAGAGGAGCGCCAAAUGCCCUUCAUGGACUUUUUGGACAUUGUGGAGAAGAAAGUGACCUCUCCCAAUGUAUUCUAUGUGCAGAAGCAGUGUUCAAACCUCACUGAGGAGUUCCCUGAGCUGAUGUGCGAUGUGCAGCCUGAUAUACCAUGGAUGAGUGAGGCUCUUGGGAAGAAGCCUGAUGCUGUGAAUUUCUGGCUUGGGGAAUCAACUGCUGUGACAUCUUUACAUAAAGAUCAUUAUGAGAACUUGUACUGUGUGAUAUCCGGAGAGAAACAGUUUCUACUGCAUCCACCGAGUGACCGUCCCUUCAUUCCAUACGAGCUCUAUCAGGCAGCAACUUACAAAGUGUCAGAAGAUGGCUCAUUUGAAAUCGUGGAUGAAAAGACUGCAGAUAAGGUCCCCUGGAUCCCUCUGGACCCUUUGAACCCAAAUCUGGAACGAUAUCCAGAGUAUGCUCAGGCAAAACCUUUGCAGUGUACAGUGAAAGCUGGUGAGAUGUUAUACCUCCCAUCGCUCUGGUUCCACCAUGUUCAGCAAUCACAUGGCUGUAUAGCAGUGAAUUAUUGGUAUGACAUGGAAUAUGACCUGAAGUACAGCUAUUAUCAACUGCUAGAUGGUCUUACAAAAGCUGUGACAGUGUUAUGACAGAGGUGGGACACUGGAACUUGCAGUCUUUCUCUCUCGUGUGAUGCAGUCAUCAGCGUCCGUAACUGGAGUUGGAGCACGAUACAAGUGAAAAGAGCUGAGCACUGAAUUAUCCUCAGCAACAUCUGUUGGACAAGUCAUGGCUAUUUUGCUUGAUUUCAGAGUCUCAGGUCAAUUGACCAGGUGUUCUGGCUUGUAAGUAGAAGAAUUGGCAUCAGAAUUUUUAGAUCUGUGCAUAUUGCGUUGGUGAUGGUGAGCAAAAUAAAAUAUUAAGGGAAAGAAUCUGGAUUUUGGAAAUCCCUAAAUAGAAACCACGGCAUUCAUUCACAUCUACAGGUUGUUUUCCUAACAAGCCAAACAAAUGAGGAAGGAUCUGCUCUGCUACCCCUGUGUGCAUCAGGCUGCACCGGUCCAGCACAUCUGUUCAGCUUAAGUCUAAAGGCCUGUCUGGUUGUGUUUCAUUAAGUUCAGUGGCUGUGAUGUUUUGAUGUUGAGAAAUCACAACUUCUGCAAUAAAAGGACCCGGACCAUUCCCUGGUCUUAUCGAUUUGUAUGGAUCUGGAGGAGGACUUGUUGAAUACAGAGCAAGUCUUCUGGCU